AGAGAGCGCUCCCAGCCAAGCAGCCCCUUCAGCUUCUGCCCUUUCUCCUGUUUACUGAAAAAAAAAAACACCUGGAAGCCAACAUGAACUCUCACUGCAACGGGAAAGUUGGAGAAACCGCGGUGGAGGAGUUCCACUGCAACAACGGCUUCAGCGACCGCAUCAUCGACACCAAGAAGUCCGCCGCGGUCCACCGCAAGCACGAGACAUCCCGCAAGGAGGCCGAGGACCAGUCCCGCCUGCCCGCGCUGGAGGCCGCCUACACCAGCAUCCUGCGGCACCUGGGGGAGGACACGGACCGGGAGGGGCUGCUGCGCACGCCGCUGCGUGCCGCCAAGGCCAUCCAGUUCCUCACCAAGGGUUACCAUGAGACCAUCGAGGACAUCCUGAACAAUGCUAUAUUUGAUGAGGACCACGACGAGAUGGUGAUUGUGAAGGACAUAGAUGUGUUUUCCCUGUGCGAACAUCAUCUAGUGCCAUUUUAUGGAAAGGUUCACAUUGGCUACAUUCCAAACAAAAAAGUGGUCGGACUCAGCAAGCUGGCAAGGAUUGUGGAGAUCUUCAGUCGACGGCUUCAAGUUCAAGAGCGUCUGACCAAGCAGAUUGCUGUUGGAAUAUCUGAAGCUCUGCAGCCAAGAGGUGUAGCUGUGGUUAUAGAAGCAGCCCACAUGUGCAUGGUGAUGCGCGGUGUCCAGAAGAUGAACAGCCGCACCGUGACGAGCACCAUGCUGGGAGUUUAUCUAGAGGACCCCAAGACUCGGGAGGAGUUCCUUGCUCUUACAAUGCGUGCCUAACUGACCACGAAAUGCUCUUCCUUCCUUUGCCGCCACAGCGGACAGAGGGCCAGAUGGGGAAGAGAGACAAAAGUUGCAGCUCCACCUCCAGCCUGUUGAGUUAACCUCAUAAUACCGAAGCCUGAAAGAUUUUUGUUGAAAUCACUGUGAACCCAACAAAUUCCUUGUGCCUUUAAUACCUAUUAUACAAUCUUACAUGGAAAUAUAGUUGUGAAACGUGUGCAAUACUGUAACAUGGCAACAUAAGACACAUAACACUUUUUAUUUCUGUUUAGUUUUUUUCUAAGUGGAAUUCCAUUGGUGCUUUUCCAAAGUGUUAUUUCCUUACCUUAACACUGUGUUCAGAAUUCAUUGACUUCAUCCAUGCAACACACUGUCAUUUAUAAAUACUUUUUUUUUAAUCUUUUCAGUUUAGUGACAUUUUGAUAUACCAAACGAAUUAUAUCUGAAAUCCAGAGAGUAAAGCCAAUUAUUGUAAAUCUGUGAUCAGAGAUGAUGUUGUGUGUUCUGAGAUCUUUAAUAAAGCAUUCUAAACAAUAA
Messenger RNA from Cyprinodon tularosa, 1334 nucleotides. RefSeq names its product GTP cyclohydrolase 2 (gene gch2). The coding region runs from base 84 to 794 and encodes 236 amino acids. Gene Ontology annotation, cellular component: cytoplasm. NCBI's taxonomy places the organism in Eukaryota, Metazoa, Chordata, Actinopteri, Cyprinodontiformes, Cyprinodontidae. The record is from RefSeq and is a predicted model, not a curated record. Gene Ontology annotation, molecular function: zinc ion binding; GTP binding; GTP cyclohydrolase I activity. Gene Ontology annotation, biological process: tetrahydrobiopterin biosynthetic process; tetrahydrofolate biosynthetic process. The transcript has 6 exons.